Bufo bufo (common toad) is the source of this 2266-nucleotide messenger RNA. Its product is annotated as interferon-inducible GTPase 5-like. Gene Ontology annotation, cellular component: membrane. Bases 174 to 1487 code for a protein of 437 amino acids. NCBI's taxonomy places the organism in Eukaryota, Metazoa, Chordata, Amphibia, Anura, Bufonidae. The record is from RefSeq and is a predicted model, not a curated record. The transcript is spliced from 4 exons. Gene Ontology annotation, molecular function: GTP binding; GTPase activity.
GUCAUGCAUAUGUGGACUGCAUAACUUUGUAUAGGCCAGGAGAUGAACCCACCACAAGCAGAACACGAGUGGUGGUCUAUACCCGGACACCAAUCUGAUUGCACAGAUGUAGCAGAGCUGAACGUGUCUAAUACUCUCUGAUUUCAGGUAGAACUACAGGACAAUAAGUGAAAAUGGAUUCUUCUUUUGACAUCAUCACCGAAGAAGAAGUGCAAGAAAUUAACUCUGCUUUAGAAGAUGGGGACCUCUGUAAAGCAACCGAGAAACUCAGCGAGUCCCUUAAGGAAAUUGAAAAUCCCUCGAUCGACAUCAUUACCGAAGAGGAAGUGCAAGAAAUUAACUCUGCUUUAGAAGAUGGGGACCUCUGCAAAGCAACCGAGAAACUCAGUGAGUCCCUUAAGGAAAUUGAAAAUGCCCCAUUAAACAUUGCCAUCACAGGAGAAUCGGGAACAGGAAAGUCCACUUUUGUCAAUGCUAUUCGUGGGAUGGAUGAUGAAGAAGAAGGCUCUGCCAGAACUGGUGUGGUGGAGACAACCAAUGAGCCCAUGCCAUACCCUCACCUGCAGUAUCCUAACGUGACUGUUUGGGAUCUUCCAGGAAUAGGAACUCCAAAUUUCGAAGCCGAAAAUUAUCUUCAGUCUGUCGAGUUCAGUCGAUACGACUUUUUUAUCAUCAUGUCAUCAGAACGCUUCAAGCAAAAUGACAUACUCCUGGCGAAGGCGAUUCAGGCUAUGGACAAGAAAUUCUACUUUGUGAGAUCCAAAGUCGAUUCCGACUUACUGGCCUCCCAGAAACGAAGGAAGAAGACAUACAAUGAGCAGAACAUACUUAAUGAAAUUCGAGAUUACUGCAUUCAAAGUCUCAAAGAAGGAGGAAUAAUCGAGCCUCAAGUUUUUCUCCUCUCAUGCCUGGAUCUGGACAAGUACGACUUCCUAGAAAUGCAGGACACUCUAGAAAAGGAGCUUCCGAAACAUAAGAGACACGUAUUCCUGAUCUCUCUACCUACCAUUUCUCUGCCUAUUCUUCAAAAGAAGCGUGAGGCUCUGAGGAAGGACAUCUGGAAGUUGGCUACUCUUUCUGGUGCAGUGGCUGCAGUCCCGAUCCCAGGCCUGUCUGUAGCCUGUGACAUAGGAAUCUUGGUGAAAGCCAUGAUAAACUACCGGAAAGCUUUUGGCUUGGAUGAGCCCUCUCUAAAAAAGUUGGCCAACAGGUUUGGUAAAGACGUCAGCGAGUUGAAAUCAGUGAUCAAGUCCCCCUUAGUCAUACAAGAGAUAAACAAAGAGCUGGUCGCCAAUUUGCUAGCCAGAGGGGCAGCAGGGGGUCUUAUGGUAGUUGAGUAUGCUGCUAGCACUAUCCCAGUGUUUGGUACCAUGGCAGCAGGGGGCAUCUCGUUUGGUACCACUUACUGGAUGCUCUCUGGCUUCCUUAAAGAAAUUGCUGAAGAUGCAGUGCGUGUCCUUACCAAGGCUUUAGAGUCGCCUGUUUAAGGGCCAGUUCAUAAAAUGCCACCGGCAGCCGCAUGGUGUCUGAUUCCUGUUGUUUUCAGUGGGAGGGAGCUCUAAAGAUCACUGCGCAGUGGCUUAACCCCUUAAGCAACUAUGACAUACCUGUACAUCAUGGACUGCACUGCAAUAAGCCUCCAUGACGUACAGGUUCGUCGUGGCAUUAAACUGUCACCAUGUCUACAGACAUGAUGGCAGUGCUGAGAUCCCAGACUAGCCAAUCGGAGCAUAGUAAUGCCGGCUGAAUGGUUCUUAUCCCCACAGUUCAUGACUGUGGGGAUCAGAACCUUGUUACAUGUAUAUAUGAUCCCCACCCUCCUCUGCAGCUCCCCAUGUGCCCGAUCCCCCAGUAUAUUCCAGCGCUCCCCAAAUCAUAUUCAGGAUGACCGGACCACGGCAGAGUGUCAGUUGUAUUAUACACUUGACACUUUGCUGCUACGGCCGUCAUCGGUGCAGGCACAGAUGUCGGCCGUUUAACCCCUCCCAUGCCGUUGCCCAUAGAGACCCCUGUAGGAAGGGGUUAACAGAGGGAGGAGCUCCCUCUCCAUUGGGUCGCCGUGCUUCUGUGGUUACCAUGUCAACCGGACGCCUUCACAGCCACUCCGGCUUCCCAUGGUAUCUUUGAGCCUGACAGGUCCUGCCUGUUUGGUAUCGCUGCGUCCGUGACAACCUGAUCUAUAAAAAGAUCAUGUCACUUUUCCCGCAUGGUUAAUGCCAUAAAAAAAAAUAUAUAUGAUGGAAUUGCAAUUUUGCCCACCUCACCU